Molecule: messenger RNA, 982 nt
Organism: Venturia canescens
Lineage: Eukaryota; Metazoa; Arthropoda; Insecta; Hymenoptera; Ichneumonidae
Gene: ND-23
Product: NADH dehydrogenase (ubiquinone) 23 kDa subunit
Exons: 4
Coding region: 125-742 (205 amino acids)
Biological process (GO): mitochondrial electron transport, NADH to ubiquinone; mitochondrial respiratory chain complex I assembly
Cellular component (GO): membrane
Molecular function (GO): 4 iron, 4 sulfur cluster binding; NADH dehydrogenase activity
Source: RefSeq, a predicted model, not a curated record
GCUUUGGCAAAUUUUUCCCCAACCACUUUAGUAAAGUGAGCAGACGGAUGUUGGUUCUAAUAAAAUCCGCAAGUGUCAGUGUGGUGAGGCGCCACCUUCCGGCACUGUUAUUUUUUUUGGCAAAAUGGCAGGUGUACGAACUGUUGGGCAAUACGGUUCACGAUUACUGCAAUUGUCAUGCAGACCAGCAAUGACACAAGUAUCAGCACGUAACAAAUAUUAUGUUGUCGGUCCUAACCAUGAAAUUCAAUGGGGUGAUAUAAAAGAUACUGUAGCACAGAGUUUUCUCUUAACCGAAUUGAUCCGUGGAAUGGGUAUAACUCUUUCACACAUAUUCCGAGAACCAGCCACGAUCAAUUAUCCUUUCGAAAAGGGGCCUCUAAGUCCAAGAUUCAGAGGCGAACAUGCUUUGAGACGAUAUCCAUCUGGAGAAGAAAGAUGUAUCGCUUGCAAGCUUUGCGAAGCUAUAUGUCCUGCUCAGGCCAUCACUAUAGAAGCAGAGGAGAGAUCGGAUGGUUCUCGAAGGACCACUAGAUACGAUAUUGACAUGUCCAAGUGUAUCUAUUGUGGAUUCUGUCAAGAAGCUUGUCCUGUAGACGCCAUUGUUGAGGGUCCGAAUUUCGAAUUUUCCACUGAGACCCACGAGGAGAUGCUCUACAACAAGGAAAAACUGCUGAACAACGGUGAUAAGUGGGAAUCGGAAAUAGCUACAAAUAUACACGCCGAUCAUCUGUACCGUUAAGAGCACAACUCCAGAAAAGAAACCGAAAAUGAAAGCCGUGUCCCAGAAAAAUGCAAUUAGUCAUACGUGUGCGGUGCGUUAUAAAAAUCUAUCAGAAUCACGCGAGAUGUAAUAUUUGAAGCGAGAUUCACUGAAAAAUUCGUUAUUUGAAUGAAGCAUAAGUCGCCCAUAGCGAUCACAUGGGUUAAUUUAUAUCUUACUUAAAUUCUAUUGUAAAUAAAAAUCGAGGUAAACUCGUAA